CAGCGUGAGAAGGCUGCUGUUCAUCAGCUGGAAGAAGAAUAUGAAUAUCUCUUGAGGUUCUCCUUUGAAAGAAUGGAUCAGCUGCGCCAGCUGCAGAACAUCAUCCAAGCCACUAGUAGAGAAAUCAUGUGGAUCAAUGACUGCGAGGAGGAAGAACUUCUGUAUGAUUGGAGUGACAGAAACACUGAAAUUUCAAGGAAGCAAGAAACCUUCUCAAAACGCAUGAGCCAGCUCGAAGUUAAAGAAAAGGAACUCAAUAAACUUAAACAAGAAUGUGAUCAGUUGGUGCUCAGCCAGCACCCAGCUUCUGACAAAAUUGAGGCCUAUAUGGAUACAUUACAAACUCAGUGGAGUUGGAUUCUUCAGAUCACCAAGUGCAUUGAUGUGCAUCUCAAGGAAAAUGCAGCCUACUUUCAGUUUUUUGAGGAAGCCCAAUCGACUGAGAACUACUUGAAGAAUUUGCAGGAUGUCAUCAGGAAAAGGUUCAUCUGUGAUAAAAAUAUGUCCUUGCAAGUUCUGCUGGAGCAGAUUAAAGAAUUAGAGAAUCAGAUGGGUCAAAAACUGCCUCAUAAGAAGAAAACAGAUUAUCUGUCUUGUCCUGUAUCCUGUCCUCACAGUGGCCAUAUAGAACAUACUGCAUAA
Molecule: messenger RNA, 642 nt
Organism: Thamnophis sirtalis
Lineage: Eukaryota; Metazoa; Chordata; Lepidosauria; Squamata; Natricidae
Source: RefSeq, a predicted model, not a curated record